This is a messenger RNA of Diuraphis noxia (Russian wheat aphid), 1019 nucleotides long. RefSeq names its product ubiquitin-conjugating enzyme E2G 1 (gene Ube2g1). The record is from RefSeq and is a predicted model, not a curated record. NCBI's taxonomy places the organism in Eukaryota, Metazoa, Arthropoda, Insecta, Hemiptera, Aphididae.
ACUGCCGUGCGCCCGUUCUGCUGUUUGAUACAUAACAUAAUACAGUUUCUAUUAUUAUUAUUAUUAUUAUUAUUAUUCUUUCUUCUGUGUCCCUUAGUUCCUUUAUUUUAAUAUUUUCCAUUCGCUGGAAUACGGGUAACCCGCACAAAAUACUUAACGCUUAGCACUCAACAAAUCCUGUUCCCUCAAAAGUGUAAAAUUUUUUUAAUCAACAUCACUUUUGGGUGACGAAAUCAAUUUUAAUGUCAGAACUACAGUCGGCGCUAUUAUUAAAAAAACAACUGACUGAAUUGCACAAGAACCCAGUAGAAGGGUUCUCUGCUGGUCUCAUAGACGAUAAUGAUAUUUACAAAUGGGAAGUGCUCAUUAUUGGACCUCCAGACACCUUGUAUGAAGGAGGAUUUUUCAAGGCUCAUGUUAAUUUUCCUAAAGAGUAUCCAUUGAGGCCACCAAAAAUGAAAUUUGUUACUGAAAUUUGGCACCCUAAUAUUGAUAAAAGUGGUGACGUUUGUAUAUCAAUACUUCAUGAACCUGGUGAUGAUAAGUGGGGUUAUGAAAAAGCAAGUGAACGUUGGUUACCAGUGCAUACUGUUGAGACUAUAUUGAUAUCAGUUAUUUCAAUGUUGGCUGAUCCUAAUGAUGAAAGUCCAGCUAAUGUAGAUGCAGCUAAAGAUUGGCGUGACAAUUAUCCAGAAUUCAAACGCAAGGUUGCACGUUGUGUGCGUAAGAGUCAAGAAGAUAUCUAAUAACAAAUUUGCCAGUUGCUCUACUCACAUGUUACCAACGUAUAAAUCAAUUAUUGAUGCCAGGGUAAACAAUAUUGUUCAUUUUACCUUAUAAUGUGUAUAUUUAUUUAUAUUUAUCUACAUUGUGUUUGUCAUCAAUAUAUUAAAAUCAUUUGAAGUUCAAAAACAUUAAAGAUUACUUACUAACUAUAAUGUUAUUAAACAAUAGUACAGCUGCAUUAUUUGUAUUUCCUGUAAACAUUCAUGGAUAAAAUUAAAUCAAACAUCCAAUUA